Molecule: messenger RNA, 2337 nt
Organism: Tarenaya hassleriana
Lineage: Eukaryota; Viridiplantae; Streptophyta; Magnoliopsida; Brassicales; Cleomaceae
Product: metal transporter Nramp2-like
Exons: 4
Coding region: 146-1774 (542 amino acids)
Biological process (GO): metal ion transport
Cellular component (GO): membrane
Molecular function (GO): cadmium ion transmembrane transporter activity; manganese ion transmembrane transporter activity
Source: RefSeq, a predicted model, not a curated record
UUCUUGGACGGACGAGAAUGUUUACUUUUAUACAUCUUGAAAAGAACGAGUCCUGAUCCAAGCAAAGCUCACUGGAAACCUCCAUACACCGGCGGGAGAAUAUUCCGUUUCGCGUCAGACGGAAUAUUCCCUUUCCGCCCACAACAUGCUUUCUCCGACAACCAACGAAGAUGGCGACGUUAACGUUGGCGAGGAGGAAAUGGAAUCCGAUCUUCUUCUCCCUCCCCAAACCCUCCCGUCGAGCUCGUCCUCUUCCUCGUCCGAAGACUCUGAUGAUGUCGAAUCCGAUGUCGCUUUCGAAUCCAAAGAAAAAAUCGUCAUCGUCGACGCGGAAUCUCUCGAUUCCGCCGCCGGAGACGCCGCACCGCCACCGUUCUCGUGGCGGGAGCUGUGGUUGUUCACUGGCCCUGGGUUCCUGAUGAGCAUCGCGUUCUUAGAUCCGGGGAAUCUGGAGGGAGAUCUGCAAGCGGGAGCGAUUGCGGGUUAUUCACUGCUAUGGCUCUUGAUGUGGGCCACCGCCAUGGGACUGCUGAUUCAGAUGUUGUCAGCUCGGAUCGGCGUCGCCACUGGCCGACAUCUCGCGGAGCUUUGCCGGGAAGAGUACCCGACAUGGGCGAGGUAUGUGCUUUGGUCGAUGGCGGAGAUUGCUCUGAUCGGAGCUGACAUUCAGGAAGUUAUCGGCAGUGCCAUUGCUAUUCAGAUUCUCAGCCGCGGCGUUUUGCCGCUUUGGGCCGGUGUUGUGAUUACGGCGUCGGAUUGUUUUGCGUUUUUGUUUUUAGAGAAUUAUGGUGUGAGGAAGUUAGAAGCUGUUUUCGCAGUUUUGAUCGCAACAAUGGCUAUGUCCUUUGCCUGGAUGUUCGGUGAGACCAAGCCGAGUGGAAAAGAACUUCUGAUAGGGAUUUUACUUCCAAGACUUAGCUCGAAAACAAUUAGGCAAGCUGUAGGUGUUGUGGGCUGUGUCAUAAUGCCUCACAAUGUUUUUUUGCAUUCGGCUCUGGUGCAGUCAAGGAAAGUUGAUCCGAAGAAGAAAGGCCGUGUUCAAGAGGCAUUAAAUUACUAUAUGAUCGAGUCUACCAUUGCCCUUUUCAUCUCCUUCAUGAUUAACUUGUUUGUGACUACCGUCUUUGCCAAGGGAUUUUACGGUACUGACCAAGCUAACAACAUAGGACUAGUUAAUGCUGGGCAGUAUCUUGAGGAGAAGUUCGGAGGUGGGCUUCUCCCGAUUCUUUAUAUAUGGGGUAUUGGAUUGUUAGCUGCUGGGCAAAGUAGUACAAUAACUGGAACAUAUGCUGGGCAGUUUAUCAUGGGCGGUUUUCUGAACAUUCGGCUUAAGAAAUGGUUGAGGGCACUAAUAACACGGAGCUGCGCGAUUGUGCCAACCAUGAUCGUGGCCAUAGUGUUCAAUACUUCUGAAGCUUCCUUGGAUGUUUUGAAUGAAUGGCUUAAUGUGCUUCAGUCCAUACAAAUUCCGUUUGCUCUUCUUCCCCUUCUAACCUUGGUAGCCAAGGAGGAGAUAAUGGGAGUCUUCAAGAUUGGACCUAUUCUCGAGAGACUAGCCUGGACAGUUGCUGCCCUUGUAAUAAUCAUCAAUGGGUAUCUUCUGUUUGAUUUCUUUGUGUCUGAAGUUGACGGGUUUCUAUUUGGAUCCGCGGUCUGCAUCGGCACUGCUGCUUAUGUAGCAUUCAUAAUCUACCUCGUCUCACACAGCAGCUCGGCUCAUUCUUCUUGGUCCUCCAUAGAACUCCCCAAAAGGAUAUCUCCGACCGGAAGCUAGUUUCCCCGAAGAAACUCCGUUACAUAAAAAGGGAAAAGAUCCCGGGAAUCAAAAUCGAUUCAUCACAUCUCUCGAACUCAAGCAAUAACGGCACGACCCGACAUAUACGGAAACUUCUUACAGACAGAAGCUUCAUUGUCUUGGAGGGGGGAAAGCUUCCAUUCCAUUGUCCCCAGGACCGCGUAACAAAAGACAAUACACAUGGAAACCCCGAGCUGAUUAGCUUUCAGGGGAAGUGGCAGUUCUUCUUGUAUCUUUUUAAGCAUAUGCGUGUAAUUGAAGAGUUGUUUUGUUAUUCUUUCUAUCAUGUAGGUAUAGCAAAAGAGUUAUGUAGAAGUUUUUCUUACUACUCUGAAUGUGCUGCUAAACGCCAGAUAAGUUCUAGCGAGCACAGGCUGGGUACCGGUGAAUGAAUUCUAAGGUUAUUUUUGUAAUAUUUACAUGUCACUAGGGGUAUUUUGGUCUUUUUGAGGGCAUCGACGUUUUCUGCUUAACGCAGAGAUUAGUGUUAAACAUAUCUUAAUCGUGUAAUUAAUCUCAUAUGCAGAAUCGUGUUUUUUGUU